This is a messenger RNA of Adineta ricciae, 324 nucleotides long. NCBI's taxonomy places the organism in Eukaryota, Metazoa, Rotifera, Eurotatoria, Adinetida, Adinetidae. The record is from the annotation of a GenBank genome assembly.
AUGCUCUUCACACAGGAACGCGAAAGACUGAUUGCAAAAUUUGGUGCUCUGCAUAUGACUGAUGAUGAUACGGCAUUCGUUUUGAAAAAUUUAGAAUUGUACAAUGAAGACCAACGUCGCCGAUUGACGGGCAACGUUGUUGAAAUCAAGCAUAUACCAUUGCGCAAGACAACUACUGAAAUUAGUAUCUCUUCCGCCGAUCAUGAUAGAACAAGUCAACUGAAUGAAACUAAUUCUAAUUGUGGUAAACUCUUCCUCGACAAAGAUUCAGAACCAAUGACACCCGAGUCUCAAAGUCUUCUAGAUGAAAUGUUUUCAUCUUAA